Molecule: messenger RNA, 3045 nt
Organism: Drosophila ficusphila
Lineage: Eukaryota; Metazoa; Arthropoda; Insecta; Diptera; Drosophilidae
Gene: Sec3
Product: exocyst complex component 1
Exons: 6
Coding region: 123-2780 (885 amino acids)
Biological process (GO): exocytosis; Golgi to plasma membrane transport
Cellular component (GO): plasma membrane; exocyst
Molecular function (GO): phosphatidylinositol-4,5-bisphosphate binding
Source: RefSeq, a predicted model, not a curated record
AAAAUCAGCUGUUGAUGCGGAGGCGUUUACCGAUUGCGAAUUCCAAGUGCAAACAAUUGGAAAUUUGUUGAUUGUUUGCAGGAGUUUUUCCACGCCCAGUGCCCCGCAAGACAUUCCCAGCCAUGCUCUCUCUGGCCAACAUCAAGCACACUCUGCAGAAGGAGCUGUUCCAGGCCACCGGCGAACGUCUCCUUUCCGUUGUGACGGUGGUCAAGAAGAAGGACAAGAAGCCCUGCUACCUGUGCGUGGUCACCACUUCGCCCCCAGUACCUGUGGUCACGCUGUGCCUCAUCAAGCAGUCGGAGCAGCGUGAGAGCGAGUACAAGCGAAAGCGGAGUUGGCAGCUGGACGAGAUCAAGUGGGUGGACGGGCGGAACGAGCAGUUUGAGACGCACGAGUUCGAUCUUCAGCUGGAGAAGCUUUACAAGUGGUAUGCCCUCAAUCCCCCCGAGCGACAGAACUUCCUGGCGGUGCUGAAUCGGCAGAUACAGAAGAGUGUGCGUGGCCAACGAGCCGAAUUCCGGAACGUGCCCGCCGCCUGGCUCUCUGAGAAGUCGCCGGAGAAGGUGGUCCUGGGCAGAGUGGCCCAAAAGACGCAACACACCGACGAUGAGGAGGACGAGGAAGAGGCCCAGGAGUUCACCGCCCUGACAGACAAGGAGGCCAAUGAGCUGGGCAAACUCUUCUCUGAGUGCGACUUUGCCAUCAAGGAUGCCGAACAGUUCAUAGAACAGCUUUCCCGGGAGCUUCAUGAUCUAGAUGGGGCAAAUAUGCAAAGUGUGCUGGCCUCGGAGCAGAAAGUUCUGAAAAUGAUGGAGCACAUAGACAAUGCGAUCAAUGAGGCGGACAAGUUUGAGAACCGCCUAGACAGCUACGAGGAUAUAUUAGGCCAUGUAAAGGAGACUAUGGAGAAGAUUGGCGGCAAGAAUGCAAUGAUUGAGAUCGCCAACAAUAACAAUAUCAAGCUGAUGAAGGAGCUCAACAAAGUCAUAAACCAACUGGACUUGCCGCACAACCAACAGCAGGCUCUCGAUGAACCCGAUCUUAAGACCGCCAAUGGACGCAAAGCGGCCAUAGCAGCUGCCCAAUGCCUGCAACAGGCCAUGAACAGCGAUAUCGAUCCCGCCCUGCUGCGCUUGGAGGCGGUUCAGGAUCAGCGCAAGCGUUUCGAGAAGUGGAAACAAAAGUUCUCGGCCACGGUUAGUCGGUUUAUGAACAAUCUGUUCAUCCACUUGGGCAACGAAAUCGGCGACAUGCCGGUGACCAGCACAGAGCUGACAUUGCCUAAUCAUUCCAACGUCCAUCGGGAACUGACGCCCUAUACGGAACUGAUGCACUGGACAAAGGCCAUGGAUCGAAAGACUUAUGAUGGCUUGAUGCGGGUCUACACAGCCUCGCUGAGCAAGAUUUAUGACAGGGAUGUAAAAAACUUCUUUAACUUGGCUAAAAUACAAGUGGCAGAAAAAUUCCGCAGUUCUCGAGAGGAUCUCGACAUGUCCACGUCCUCUAGGAAGUCGGCAGUGUCCACGAUUCCUUAUGGCACUUUGGGAAUCAACCGAGAUCAGUGGGGACCUGGAGUAGAGAGUGCGGAUCGAAUUCGCUUCGAUGCUCUGCUGGAAAAGGUUCUGGCUGAGUUGGAACCCAUUGCAUUGCAGGAGCAGCUUUUCUGCAUAAACUUCUUUCAAAUGGAUGUGAUUAGUCCAACGACAAAGAACACUCAAACCACAUUGGAGAUGGAGAAGGCUGUGGACAUGUCGCAGUCCAUAACAGCGGCAGCUGUUUCCCCAUCAUCUGACGGCGUGCCGCAGAAACGGAUUGAUCGCCAGAUCAACGAGGAUGUGCGAAAGCUGAUGAUGGGUCUCUUUGGUUGCCUGGAACCAGAGUUGGUGAGCUUCAUUCAAAGCUUUGAGCGAGUCGACAGCUUCUACUCUCUGUACGUUUUGGUGCGUCUCACCCAGCACGUUAUGUCCGCCCAGGACACACAUUCCUUUCUCAGCAUGACCUUCGCAUCGGCUCUCGUGCAGGUGAAGCGCAGUUUUGACCGAUUCAUGCAGAACCAACUGCAGUCCAUCAGGGAGGCCAAGUUGCACAAACGGUCCAAAGCGAUUCUGCCGUACGUGGAGAACUUCGAGAACUUUGCCCAAACCGCAGAGGGUAUUUUCCGCAAGUCAGAUCGUCGAACUGACAUGGAGAAGUGGUACUUGCAGCUGGUCAAUGCCAUCUUUGAUGGCAUAAAUCAGCACUCGCAGGACCAUCCCAAGACACCUUCGCAGGUGGUGCGAAUGGAGAAUUACCACCACAUGUACGCCCUGCUGGCCCAACUGAAAGUUCCUGGACUGGAUGCGCUGAAAAAAGAUGCCAAGUCGCGAUACAACGAGGCGCUAAAAGCGUAUGUGACUCAGUACUUUGGCCGGCCGCUGGAGAAACUGAAUCAAUUCUUUGAGGGCGUGCAACUAAAGGUGGCGCAGGGAGUCAAGGAAACGGAGAUUAGCUACCAGAUGGCCUUCUCGAAGCAGGAGCUCCGCAAGGUGAUCGCCCAGUAUCCGGCCCGCGAGGUGAAGAAGGGUCUGGAGAACCUCUACAAAAAGGUGGAGAAGCACCUGAGCGAGGAGGAGAAUCUGCUGCAGGUGGUGUGGCACGCCAUGCAGGAGGAGUUCAUUGCCCAGUACAACUAUCUGGAGGAGCGCAUCCAGAAGUGCUACGCAGGAGCCAUGAUCAACCUGGAGUUCAACAUCCAGGACAUACUAGCCUUCUUCUCGGAUAUUGCGCGCUCACACUGAUCAAAGGAUUGGUAUCUGGAAAUCAGGGAGCGUGUAUACCGGGUUUUAUUUUUAAGUGCAAUAGUAUUUAAAGCGCUGAUUGAGAAAUAUACGGCGCAAAAAUUUAAACAGAUGUGGAUUUGUUCAAGUUCAAAGUGAAGAAAGUCUGCAUGAAGAUUUCGCGCUUAAGGGAACUUAAAUUUUAUAUUAAUUCUUAAAAUGUGUUUGAGUAAUAUAUUUAAAGAAGAGUUGGAAUGUUUUUACAUUAUACCCACAAAGACCUUGA